Lates calcarifer (barramundi perch) is the source of this 11252-nucleotide messenger RNA. RefSeq names its product protein argonaute-3 (gene ago3a). NCBI's taxonomy places the organism in Eukaryota, Metazoa, Chordata, Actinopteri, Centropomidae. The transcript is spliced from 19 exons. The record is from RefSeq and is a predicted model, not a curated record. Gene Ontology annotation, molecular function: protein binding; RNA binding. The coding region runs from base 799 to 3402 and encodes 867 amino acids. Gene Ontology annotation, biological process: regulatory ncRNA-mediated gene silencing; regulation of stem cell proliferation.
CCCACCUCUUCCUGUCGGUGUCAGAAGGCAACUUCACCAUAUUUAGCUGGCUCGCCGAAGCCCCGCAGAGUUGAUCUGUCAACCAGACUGAAAAUCUUGACACAUAUCGGCGGAUACUGCCCGGUGUUGACAGCUUUAUUCUGGCACUGGGAUAGAAACUACAGAAGACGACGUCGUUGGGAGACGGUGCUUGAGGAACGGGGCCGUGUCAGUGGCUGUUUUUAACGCUAUAAAAGUAGCCGUCGUCUGUCAGAAUUCCAACUAUCCAACAGCCGAGCUAGCCAGCUAGCUAAUUACCGUAGCUACACCGACGCUCGCUGUGCGGUAGAUACGGAUUUAUGUGCUUUCUGUUAACGGUCAGCCAUCGGUAGGAAUUCAUUUGGACUCAGUGACCCCGCUGUGAUGAUAUCCUGACAGCUCCUCUCGUCCGUUCCAGCCGCUUUCCUUAAAGCCUGGCUAGCGAGCUAACUUAGCUAACUAGCUGGUUUUCACUGCCACAGCGUCGCGUCGAGUAACCAGUAGCUUUCGCCGUGGCAGUGAAAUCCGAUUGGAUACGUUGACCGUGUGCGAACGGCGGUGUGCGGGGACGCCGAAAACCCCCGGCCGGCGAAACGACCGUACUGAAGGGCCCCUUUUGACAGUCCGCAGGGAGGGGAGCUAGCAGAACACCAGGGUACUCGGACACUCAGUGCUGCAGAGGCGGCGCACCGCCGAAGGAGACACCGGAUUGAACGGAGGAAGAGUCCCAAACGUUUGACAACUGUGAUCCGGGAAGUGAACCGGGCAGGGACCUCAUGAAUGGAAAUCGGAACUACAGGAGCCGUUGGGGCCCAGUCCCUGUUCUCCAUGCCUCGGCGGCCUGGCUAUGGCACCAUGGGAAAGCCCAUCAAGCUGCUGGCCAACUGCUUCCAGGUGGAGAUCCCCAAGAUGGAUGUCUACCUCUACGAGGUGGACAUCAAGCCUGACAAGUGUCCACGGCGAGUCAACAGGGAGGUGGUUGACUCCAUGGUGCAGCACUUCAAGGUGACAAUCUUUGGGGAUCGCAGGCCGGUCUAUGAUGGAAAGAAGAGCCUGUAUACAGCCAACCCAUUGCCUGUGGCACCUACAGGGGUGGACCUGGAUGUCACUCUACCGGGUGAGGGAGGGAAAGAUCGUCCUUUCAAAGUUUCCAUCAAAUUUGUCUCUCUGGUCAGCUGGCACAUGCUCCACGAGGUGCUCACUGGCCGCAGCAUGCCUGAGCCUCUUGAGCUGGACAAGCCCAUCAGCACCAACCCGGUACAUGCAGUGGAUGUGGUCCUACGACACCUGCCCUCCAUGAAGUACACUCCAGUGGGUCGAUCCUUCUUCUCAGCUCCAGAGGGCUAUGACCAUCCCUUGGGAGGUGGGAGGGAGGUUUGGUUUGGCUUCCAUCAGUCUGUGCGGCCCGCCAUGUGGAAGAUGAUGCUUAACAUUGAUGUGUCUGCCACCGCUUUUUACAAGGCCCAGCCUGUCAUCCAGUUCAUGUGUGAAGUGCUGGACAUCCACAACAUAGAUGAGCAGCCUCGCCCUCUCACAGACUCGCACCGGGUCAAAUUCACCAAAGAAAUCAAAGGUUUGAAGGUGGAGGUGACGCACUGUGGAACCAUGCGGAGGAAGUACCGUGUCUGCAACGUGACCCGUCGGCCUGCCAGCCAUCAAACGUUCCCUUUACAGUUGGAAAACGGUCAGACUGUAGAGCGCACUGUAGCCCAGUACUUCAGGGAGAAGUACAACCUGCAGCUUAAGUACCCACAUUUGCCCUGUCUACAGGUGGGCCAGGAGCAAAAGCACACCUACCUGCCCCUGGAGGUGUGUAACAUUGUAGCUGGUCAGCGGUGCAUCAAGAAACUGACAGAUAACCAGACCUCCACUAUGAUCAAAGCCACAGCUCGCUCGGCACCUGACAGGCAGGAGGAGAUCAGCAGACUGGUGCGCAGUGCCAACUACGAGGCAGACCCAUUUGUGCAGGAAUUCCAGUUCAAGGUGCGCGACGAGAUGGCCCACGUGACGGGGCGAGUGCUACCCGCCCCCAUGCUGCAGUACGGCGGCAGGGUGAGCACAGAGCACUUUAUGAACCGCACUGUAGCCACGCCCAGCCACGGGGUGUGGGACAUGAGAGGGAAGCAGUUCCACACUGGGGUGGAGAUCAAGAUGUGGGCCAUUGCCUGCUUCGCCACACAGAGGCAGUGUCGAGAAGAAAUCCUGAAGGGUUUCACAGAUCAGCUACGUAAAAUCUCCAAGGAUGCUGGGAUGCCCAUCCAAGGCCAGCCAUGUUUCUGUAAAUAUGCCCAGGGAGCGGACAGUGUGGAGCCCAUGUUCAGACACCUGAAGAACACCUAUGCUGGACUGCAGCUCAUCAUCGUCAUUCUGCCGGGAAAGACUCCCGUCUACGCGGAGGUAAAGCGCGUGGGAGACACCCUCUUGGGCAUGGCCACCCAGUGUGUUCAGGUGAAGAAUGUGGUGAAGACGUCACCUCAGACCCUUUCCAACCUCUGCCUCAAGAUCAAUGUGAAGCUGGGAGGCAUCAACAACAUCCUGGUGCCGCACCAACGACCCUCAGUGUUUCAGCAGCCAGUUAUUUUCUUGGGAGCAGAUGUUACACAUCCACCUGCUGGAGAUGGAAAGAAGCCCUCAAUUGCAGCAGUGGUAGGCAGCAUGGAUGCCCAUCCUAGCAGGUACUGUGCCACUGUGCGGGUCCAGAGGCCCAGGCAGGAGGUGAUCCAGGACCUGGCCUCCAUGGUGCGGGAGUUGCUCAUCCAGUUCUACAAGUCAACCCGCUACAAGCCCACCAGGAUCAUUUUCUACAGGGAUGGAGUUUCAGAAGGCCAGUUCAGACAGGUGCUGUAUUAUGAGCUGCUGGCCAUUCGUGAGGCCUGUAUCAGCCUGGAGAAGGAGUAUCAGCCAGGCAUCACCUACAUUGUUGUGCAAAAACGCCACCAUACACGCCUCUUCUGUGCCGACCGUAAUGAAAGAGUUGGACGUAGUGGAAACAUUCCUGCUGGUACUACCGUGGAUACGGACAUCACGCAUCCCUACGAGUUUGACUUUUACCUCUGCAGUCACGCUGGAAUACAGGGCACCAGUCGGCCCUCCCACUACCAUGUACUGUGGGAUGACAAUUGUUUUACCGCUGACGAGUUCCAGCUGCUCACCUACCAGUUGUGCCACACUUAUGUGCGCUGUACCCGCUCAGUCUCCAUCCCUGCGCCAGCCUACUACGCCCACCUGGUAGCCUUCCGCGCCCGCUACCAUCUGGUGGACAAAGAACAUGACAGUGCUGAGGGCAGCCAUGUGUCUGGUCAGAGUAAUGGUCGGGACCCACAAGCGCUGGCCAAAGCUGUUCAGAUUCACCACGACACCCUGAGGACCAUGUACUUCGCCUGAGCUACACCAACCCUCCCCAAUCAUUGCCACCCAUAACACACACACACAUAAAUACACAGAUUGCAACCAUGCACACCUGGCUUGCAAGUCAAGGAGUCCUCAUAGGUGCAAGUCCCGCCCCCCACACGCCUAGUCAAUCCGGACCUGACACUGUGCAGAGGAAAGCAGGGAGGAGGGAGGGGAGGAGGCACCCCCACACUGGACUGAGGAUGCAAACGCUGCUUUAAAAACAAACAAGAGAGAAACUCAGCACUAUUAUGCAAUAUUAAACCAGCCAACUAGUUUAUUUUCACCCUCAUCAGGCCCCCUUUUCAUUGCCCCUCCUAUUUGUUCACCCUUGUUUGUCUCCUUUACUUAUGGCCUAGUGGGUGUUCUUGUUUGUUUUUACUUUUGCCCUCCUUUGGCACAGUCUUUCUUUAUGAUCUACUAAUCUGCUCCUUUGCCAUCUACAGUACCUCAAGUCAGUUUGAGCAGCAGCACUUUUACAUUCUGUCAGUUUUAGUGUAGUUUGUUGUUGAUUCUCCCCAGUGUUUGAAAUGAAGGAGCAGAGAAGGAAAGGUCAGACUCUGGAGUUGUUCAGUGGUGUUUGAUAUUUUUUUUUUUUUUUUUGGAGUAAUAGUUAUUACAUUGGACCUGAGGUCCUCCCAGACGCCACUUUUGUUUUUCCUUUUUCUCCUUUUCUUCCUCUGUCCUGUCACUUUUUACUAGUGUGUGAAGUCACCAGUUAUGUGUAUGGAGCAACAUGUUCUUUUGAGCACACUGCCACCUGUUGGCGACGAGGUAUAAAUGCCCCCUUAAGUCACAACAAGGGGUUGCUGUCCUGUAAAGAUUCAAAUCAGUUUUGAUUUAUCUUUAGCAGUCAGCUGUCACAUUUAGACAGGGGCAGUUUAUAUUGGCUGAUAUAUCAAUUGCUCAAUUGCAGCCAUCUAUGGAUUUUAUUUAAAGUAUAACACUGUUAUUUGAUUCUGGUUGUUAUUUUUCCUUCGACAUUAUGUGAAACAUUUUAUGAUUCUAACUUUUUAAAGAAAUCAUUUAAUCAUGUAAUCUGAUGUUUUUAAUCUUAGUAGUCGUCAUGCAUUCAUUUCCCUCAGUGCUUUAUCUCACAUUUCCCUCUCUCGAGUUUGAGAUGGUGGUUAAAUAGAGAUCAUGUCAAUGGUUUCCUCUAGUGCAAUAAUCAGUUGAACGAAGGGAAGAGGAUUUUAGGGGACUUAAACAACGUAAAAGAACAGUUUCACAUUUCAUUUGAAAGUGAGUGUCCUUGAUAGGGGAAAAGUUUGCCACUUGCAAGGCACUUUCAUGUAUUCCUCUUCUGCAAGAUGAUAGAUCACCAUGUUUUAUGAGUUUGCCCUUGCUGUUGGGCAAAAACAGUGCAACUGCAGUUGGUGACUCUUUUUUCUUUUUCUUUUUUUUUUUUUAACUUGAAUUGAAGGAUUUUAUGCGCCUCUGUGGUUUGAGAUUAUUUUAUCAUCAAUGGGCAUAAUUUCAGAAUUCCUGAUUAUCAGUUUGCUAAUGAGGCUGAUUUUCUUAAUUCCUUAGAAUUACCCAAUUUUGGAGAGCAAAGCUUUUCAUCUGACAGCAGCAAAGUGGAGUCUAAAGGCCAUAAAGAGGUAGUAUUCAAGUGCCUGGUGGAAGUUUAAGCAUUUAAUGGUCAAAUAUGGAUCUUUUUUUCCCAGUGGGUAAAAGAAUCAAAAAGCAAAUUCCAACAAAUGGACAACAUGAGAUAGUUUGAAGCAAGAAAGUUUCACCCGAUGCCUCUUUUUCCUCUCAACAACUGUCUACUGACUUUUCUAUACAUCUCAUUCAAAUCAUCCUAAGAUCAAUAUAUUUAUUAUGUUUGCCUAUACAGCAGUGUUAGCUGUUGGCUUUGCUUCGGAGCAGCAUUCAAGCAAAGCAGGCCGAGUUGUCUUUUGCUUAAUAUUCACCAGAUAUGGAUCCAGCUGCUACAGUGUGUUUGUACCUAAUGGGCCGGGUUCAUGGGCAUGGAGUCAGCCUCAUAAUAAACUAAUUCUUUCAAUAAACUGUUUCUUUCAGUAGGCAUCCAAGUCCAGGAUUAGGUUUAAUUCCUUGUCCAUGUAACCGGCCUGAAGUUGGGGCUGGCUUCAGGACAGAGCCGAGGAGUUAAGUGGAUGACCAACACUUGCAGCAGAAGUACAGCUGACUGUUGAUAUUGAAACAUGUAUCUGACUUAGAGUCACCAUUUUGCUCCUCUGUGCCACUGAUGACCUGAAGCUCGUCCGGGGGGUGUUUUUAAAAGUUAUCUGCACUAAAAGAAGCAUGUGUUUCGGGACUGAACACAGGCGUGGUGCUACUCAUUCUGAAUUAGAAUCUGAAGCUGAACCUCUAUAUGAGACUGUAUAUGAGCUGGUAGGUAGGGUAGAAAACGGUAAACCUCACUCAUGUUAGGACAUUAGAAGGUCCCACUUCUACGGUUGGUGCGGGGAGCUCUAGAGUUAAGAUUUCAUUCGGUAGUUAUGGUCGGCAUUGAGAACCUGUCUAUGGUACAAUGACAGACGUUCCCUCGGACAGUGAGGUAUAAUGUAGGGUCCUGCAUCCGCUGUUGCAUUUGACUGCCUUUCAUAGGCUAGCCUUCCAGCGUGGAAGCCAGUGGGUUUGAGCCUUCAUGAUUUCACUAGUGUCUGAAAGCCUUUUUAAAAAGCCAGAUCGAAAGUAUAUUUGUACAUUUUAAAUUAUGUAAUGCACACCACUUAUUUUUGCUAACAGAAAAAAUGUAGUCUAAUUAUUAAUCUUAGUAAUAAAUGUAUCAUGAUAAGUAAUGGUUAAAAAGGUAUAAUAACAAAGUUUUAUUAUUGCAAUAGACUGUUGACUUGUUCCUGUGUCACUGUAUAACGUAUAGUGUAUGUGUGAACAGUGGUGGGGUUGUUGAAACUAGUGAUGUGUGUUUGGACUGUCAUACUGUUAUUGAUAGGGAUGUGGACUUAAACCGCCUCUUGCUUUGAUGUUUGGAAAAAAAAAAAGCUGCAAGAUGUUGAAUGCUUAUUUCUCUCCUUUUGUUUUUUUUAUGAUGUUCGUACAGUUGAGGGUUUGUCGUAGAAGAAAGAAUAUCGAGAGAGAAAAUAUUAGCAUACUCUAGUCUGAAAGGCUUUGUAUAAGACAUUACAUCCCUAUUGUGAUGACAGACAGUAGAAUAGAAAAGGAGUGGGUUGACGUAUUGAGUGUCUGCUCUUGAAUGUUCUCGGGUUCUCUUCAACUGGUGCUGACGCCUGCUCCUUAUCAAGAGGGAGAGUAAAAGGGAAUGGGCAAGUGGUUUUGAAAGUGUUGUUGAUCCAUUUCAAGGACAUGUGAUCAAAGAAUAACGUAACAAGGGGUAGUAGUUCUCCAUUCCUUUGCGUUAAAGCCUCGGGGGAUUUACGUCGGAUUGCAACCUCUGUUGCUUUCCUCAGACUCCUCUCCUUACCCGAGCCUGUUCAUGUGCUCACAAAUACAAAGAGUUGGCCUCCCAGUAAAUCUGGUGUGACAAAGCCUGUAAUCUUAUUGUUGCUCUCUUUCCCCUUUGCUCCUGAACAUUUACUCCCCUGUGGCAGAGGACUACAUUCCACGGCCGUACAAUCCCAUCCGAUCCCCCUGGGAGGCGUAAAAAAGAUUAGAGCUGAAGGACAAUAUGGUGGGAUAUAGUGGGUUCUGUGAUUAAUUCAAGUACAUGUGUGUGUGUUUGGAAGGAAUCAAAGCUGAUCAAUGAUAGCUUUGUCAGUAUGUGGCAGGUUGUGUUGGAAGCUGAACAAGUCUGAAGGUUGAUUGUGAGAAUUAGAAUCCAUUUAUAACUCACUAUCUCUGCUGUCUGUAAUGGAUGUUCAUUUUGUGUAUAAACUACACUCUUGAGGGCAGUUGAACACAUGUUUACAUAGCAGAUGUGUUUGCCUUGCUUACAACUGAAAUGUCAUCAGCUCCGCUUUGCAAAUAUUAGCUAGUAGAGAAGUGACCUAACAUGAGCAAGACCAUUUGGGGCCUGUGGAAGUGAACGCUUGAAGGGAUAUGAAGACAUUAUUUAUUUGGCCAGUUUUUCCUCAGCAGACAUCUGUGUUAAAGAGCAGGGGGAAAGUCUUGUUUGUCCUUCUAGUUCCAUUAAAAUGACGUGUUAGAUUGGAUGGAAAUAAAAGGCUACACUCAGCUCACAGCUCGCAGCUAGCUGUGGCCUUUGGCUCUCAAUUAGGAUUGUUAACCAUACAGGCAAGUCUUCUUAUGAAACCUGAAGAGCAAACAUCUUACCCACACAGUGACAACUGUCUAGUGAAGAAAAAUAACCAAAUUAACUUCAAAUGGUCAGUGACUCCUUUUUUAAAAAAGAAAAAAAUAGUAAAAGUAUAUUCCAUUUCGAGUAAUCAAUCAAUAUCCCUGAUUUUGGUUGCUCUCUAUUUGCAGUGGAAGGUAGCAAUGGAGUGAGAAAAAGUCCACAGAAAGUGCCUUUCCUCUUGAUGGUGCUGUAAAUUGAAAGAUAAAAUGUAAAAAUCAAAGAAAUAGAAUCUCCUUUUCAAGAACACAUUGCAAUGCAGGAAUGACUGCAUUUUACACACACUCACUGUACACGUUUGUUUUUUAGAGAUGGCAAUGCAAACUUGUGUAUUUAGACAUUAAGCCUACAUAGAAACAGAAUAUUAUGCCAAGUAUAUGGUUGUGGUUGAGCUUUCGCUUCCUAGUGCAUUUAGUGUCUUGGACCAAUGGUGUCGUUGGUACAGUGGAAUGUGCGUCUGGGUGGGUGGUGGGGUGGGAUGGGGAGGGUGGGGUCAUAGCGGACACUAGCGUGGUGUGAUACAGCCCAGCCCACGAAUGACAAACAUAGCACAGCACUUUAGAGACUGCCACUCUCACUUAGACACAUAGCCAAGAGGUUUCGAUCUCUGUCCCUCCAGUCCCCUUCUUCCUCCCGCUCGGGGAGGAGGAGGAGAGGAUCCAGACCUCAGCGUAAACGAGGAGUCGAAGGGAUGUGUGUUACCAAACAAAGCAGUCGGUCAUUAAAAGUGUGCCUCAUGCUCUUGUGACUUUUGUUGUUGGCUCGGUUGAGUCAGCCUGCUCUUGGGUGGUGGUUUUCCCUCUGGAACAGCCACUCAAUACUUGUUACAGCUAGGGCUGGGUGUCAAAACAUGAUAUCAGUACCUCCCUGAUUUUUGGCAUCAAAAUUCUGAAGUGUCCCAAAGUUUGGAGAAAAAAAAGUGGUCCAUAACUUUUUACAAGAGUAGAUUUUUGCACUGAGGAAUCAAGGUUUUCUUCUUGAAGGGCAUUUUUACAAAGGAAAGUAACACAAGGAGGAUCUAAAGAAAUCAUGAAUGACAGGAAAUACUACUCUGCUGCACAGUGAAGUAUUCUUUCAGUGUCAUUUUACAGCAGGUAUAGAGACGAAAUCCAACAGAACCAGUGUCAGUAUUGAAACUCUCUUCACGAUGCCCAGCCCUAGUAACAGCCCAUGGCAUUCUGUCAUCUUAGUGCAAUGCCCUGCCAUGUGUCUUGUCCCUAAUGGAGGGAAUGUGUGCCCAGUAGUAUCCCUGUCUUGAGCCGGUAGGGUGUCGACUGAAAACCGAGGGUGGUCUGUAGUUCUGUGGGUACCUUUUCAGUCCAGGGGGUGAAAUCUUUCUAUUACAAGAGAUCUCAAAAAACACUGCACCUCACUUACCUUGGUAUGCUGCAUAUGUUAUACUACAUGAAAGAAAACUGCAAAUUGCUUUUAUUAUGACAUAUAAUGCUUGAGUAAUGCCUGAUUGCGAUAUUCUUAUACAGUAACUAUUUUAGAGUCAAAAUAAGUAUAACUGUAAAAAAUAUUCUCUGUUUUGUCUUAACACUUAUCCAAUUUUGAAAAAUUGUUCUUGAGCCGACUUUUAUUUUGUUGUCCUAUUUAAAUGUGUUGUUCUUUAAAUAUAUAUAUGAAAUAUAUAUAUGCGGAAUAUUUUAUGGUGUAUUUAUUGAGAGUGCGUUUAAGCGGCUGGAGUCUCCGCAUCAUAUUGCAACAUGGUGGGGGUGGAGCCAGGAGGAUGAGGCCUUUAGCCCCUCCCCCUCCAUGUUGACGCCUUAUUCUCCUAGACACGCAAGCACAACAAUAUGGAGGGGGGUAUGAGGUGGAGGAAAAGCAGGAGGUGGAUUUGACUUGUUUAAAAAAAAAAUAAACUGCGUGUGUCAAGUUCAGGUUGACAUUUAACUCUCAAGCCAACUCUGCCUCCUCCUUUUCUUGAUAUUCUUUACCCUCCAAUCUUCUUUUACCACCUGAGAAGGCCAAAUGCCAACCCCCACAUGUUGCAGCUCAUCUCUGAUGAAGGGAACCAUUUCUGAACCACACUGACUUGAGUGUCGAAUAGCUGACUUUUUUUCAUCCCAAGCUGCUGACUGGUACGUUAGCCAUGUAAAUUCCCCAAGCCAUUAAAGGGCAGGUGGGAGAGAGCGUAAAAUAAAAUAAAUAAAAAAUGUAAAAAAACCCACGGGGGAAGGAAGGAAAUAUGUUGGAAAGGCAGUAUACUUUUGGAUUAUGGUGAAAAUUUUAGCGUAGGCGUUGCUUCUUUCCUCUUAAGUUGUUUCCUGUCGUCAAUUUUUUUUUUUUUUUUGUGCCAGAACAUUUUACAGCAGGAACAGGUCUCAUUCCACAAGAAAAGACAUGCCUCAGCCUUAAGUGCGUUCUUAUGUAAUCGUCAGAUUUCUAUGUGACUUUGCAAUGCUUGCGUUGGGUGGCCUACCAAGAAAACAAGCCUACGUACUUGAUCUGCCCUAAUUCCCCAACCGGCAUCCUCAUCACUUUCUCAUGUCUCAUGUAAACCACUAACAUUGCUACAGAACCUAGUGAACUCUGAUGUACGAACAAGUGUAAAGCUUUCGAGAGAAAAAAAAUUGCUCUGUCCCAUUUGUACUGAUGUCAGAACAGAACCAAGUCUGGGUCAAACAGUAUUUGGAAACAAUUGUUGGUAUUUGUCAAAACCAGAUGAGCAGGACAAUUCAGAUAUCAACAUAAAAAUUCUGAAUAAUGUGAAAACAUAUGCUAAUUUGCCUUUUAUACACUUACAUGUGCUGGUGUAAACUUAUUGGUUAUUCUGUUGUCAUUAAUCACAAAUCCAAAGAGCAGUAUUUUCAGAUACAGUUUGACUUGGGCCUGACAGGAACCAGGGGGUUCCCUAGAGUGCUGGAUUACAGAGACCUGUGCCUGUAUAAUGAACCAAGGAUGAAUCAUGUUGUGAUGAAUUGCUGUUCUUUUAUUUUUCUUUUCUUUUUUUUCCUGUUGGUUGUCCCUCACCCCAUCGGAGGAUCAGAGACAUGGAGCUUUUGAGUGUUGUCAGUCCUGUUCCAAAGCAAACAGGCCCUUUGCCCAUUAAACCAAAUACAUUUUGGUUAAUAAAUGUUUACGGUAAUGUUUACUCCAAUGGCUAUCAGAUGUUUAACCUGUUUCCAUCCCAUUAGCAUUCCAAUAAUGACUACGAACCAAAUAUUGCAGAUGAGAUUAGGCUCCUGAUGCCGCUUUUCCCUUGUAUACACAUAAUGGUUUUGAAGACAGAUACUUGACAGUGGCCAAGGAUUUUAUGUGUAUGCUGAUUGUCCAGAUUGUCAUUUUUUUUAAUGUAGCAUCACUCCUGUGUCAGUCUUAUUUCAAACUUAAGAUCUUGGGCUCUGAUACCUCUGAGUGAGGCACCAGCAAACGGAUGUAUACGUUGAACAGUGAACCUUCACCACCAGAUGAUCCAUGUCUCAGUCUGUGUUAGCCUAUGUUGCAACGGCUCUGUUGUACCAACAGCUCGAUUCCUUUUCAGUUUUAAAUGUUUUUCUUUUGUAACUUUCUCUUACAGGUUGUUGGCCUUUUAGUGUUGCUUUGCUUCAGUUUGAAGUGUAUCUUUGACUAAUACUUGCAAUAAAAUGCUUUGCUUUAC